Molecule: messenger RNA, 536 nt
Organism: Aedes aegypti (yellow fever mosquito)
Lineage: Eukaryota; Metazoa; Arthropoda; Insecta; Diptera; Culicidae
Exons: 1
Coding region: 129-437 (102 amino acids)
Source: RefSeq, a predicted model, not a curated record
AGCAUUGACUCAACUGCUUCCAGAGCGCACAGUUUGUGUUUGGUCAGCGUUCCAAUUCGGUAGCAGCAUUCAGUCUCCACAAUAUUUAAGCAAAAAAUUGUGUCCACGGUAGAAGUCAAUCCUACAAAAUGAAACUCCUGGCCAUCGUAGUCCUUUCAGUGGCGCUCUUCGCACAUUCCGGCAAAGCUGCUCCCAAACCGCUACCCCAGACUUACAUUCCCGGAACGAUACAGUGGUUCUGCGCCCCCAGCUCUGAUUCCAGUUCCGGACCCGGUUCCAGCGAUAGCGCAUUCGGCGACUGGCUUCGAAAUGUGGUGCAACCGUGGCUUCCUCCAGCAGUGUGCAAAACUGUACUGCCUUCGGCUUCCGGAAACUCUUCGGGAGCAUCCGCCGCAUCGUGGUUGGACAUGAUCCCAAUGCCCUCGCCGCCGAAAUAACCAUUCUGCGAGACGUUCAAUCUGUUCGACGGAAGGCGAAAUUCAUUUUUUUGUCAAGAAUAAAGCUAGACUGAUGCCAAAAACUCAAAAAGUGAGCAA